Xenopus laevis (African clawed frog) is the source of this 4055-nucleotide messenger RNA. Its product is annotated as protein phosphatase 1 regulatory subunit 12A. NCBI's taxonomy places the organism in Eukaryota, Metazoa, Chordata, Amphibia, Anura, Pipidae. The record is from RefSeq and is a predicted model, not a curated record. The coding region runs from base 116 to 2839 and encodes 907 amino acids. The transcript has 24 exons.
GUCACGCCCCUGGCCCCGCCCCUGACGGUAACUCUCCCUGUCACGCUCCUCCCCCGGUCCCCUCCUUCCUCGCUGCCGCCUCUCACCCCCCUCCUGUCCGGGCACGACUCGGAAGAUGGCAGCGGAUGAUCGGCACCGGUCGGACGCGGCGAAGGUGAAGCGGAAGGAACAGCUGAGCCGAUGGAUGGGAUCGGACACGGAGAGAUGUUCGGCUCCUUCCGGAACCUCCCGCCGCCGCCACACGCGAGUCCGCUUCGCUCAGGGAGCGGUGUUUAUGGCCGCUUGUUCCGCCGGGGACCGAGACGAAGUUGGACAAUUACUCACAGCCGGGGCCCCGAUCAACGGAACCAACGUGGAUGGACUGACGGCGCUGCACCAGGCCUGCAUUGAUGAGAAUUUGGAAAUGGUGCAAUUUCUGGUGGAGAAUGGAUCUAAUGUGAACCAGCCAGAUAAUGAAGGGUGGACUCCUCUCCAUGCGGCAGCUUCUUGCGGCUUCGUCAGUAUUGCGCAAUACCUGAUCGCUAAUGGGGCCAGUGUAGCGUCUGUGAAUAGUGAGGGGGAGCUGCCUCUAGAUGUGUCCCACGAGAGCGCCAUGGAGAAGCUGCUGAAAAGUGAGGUGAAAAAGCAAGGCGUGGACCCCGAUGUAGCGCGGCGGGAGGAGGAGGAGGUGAUGCUGAGAGACGUACGGCAUUGGUUAAACAGCGGCAAAGCCGAGGACAUAAGGCAUCCGACCACUGGGGCCAGCACUCUGCAUGUGGCUGCAGCCAAGGGCUACAAUGAGGUGAUAAGAUUGCUUCUGCAACUGGGCUUUGAUGUAGAUGCCCAAGACUUUGAUGGUUGGACACCUUUGCACGCAGCCUCUCACUGGGGCCAGGAAGAUGCAUGUCGCCUAUUGGUCGAGGCUCUCUGUGACAUGGAGGUCAUCAACAAAGUGGGACAGACGCCCGUUGAUGUUGCAGAUGACAGUUUAGAGUCUGUGCUGGAAGAAUUAAAGAAAAAACAGAGUGUGCUUCGUUUAGAGAAGAAGAAAUCGGCACCCCAAAUUCUGAACCAAAGCUCGCUGAACCAGAACGCAGCUAACAAGAGUCGAAGGAGUUCUAUUUGUCGUAUGAGCAGCCAGGAGAAAGUUGCACUUCAUGUCCAGGAUAAGGAGCGUCGGGCGCAGCCUACCCCACCCGUUGGACUCCCUUCUAUCCCUACCACCGGGGGAUCUGAUGCAGAGUCAGGGUCCGACACAGAGUCACAAAAAGUAAAAGCUCAGGAAAGAAUCAAUAACUUAAACAAUCAACUGAGGAAUCUUCCGGAGCCAGCAGCAAAGAAGACCAGCGUUGUGCAGGAUCAGGAGAAGUCUGACCCGGCCUCUGGUUCCUGGCGGACCUCUCUGAGGAAGACUGGGAGCACUGGCGCACUGAGUACAGGAACUGCUGCAGAGGAGGGAAGAAGGGCGGCAUUGCUAAAGUCUGCCUCUGGUUCUCAGCUAUCUGAGAGGGAGAAGGCUGGUUCUGAGCUUCGUCUGGCUCGUGUACCUCCAAACCAGAAGCUGCUAAGUAACCAGGAGAAUGCGAGAGACGCUGUGAUGGGCCGGGGGUCAUUGUUGCGGCAGCGCACUGAUGGGGAGGAGGGAAUAAGCUCCGUGCGCAGACAGUGGGGUGAACCCCCUGCUGCUAAAACUGAAAAUUCCAUCCCAAGAAGAGAACCUUUGACAACGAAAGCAGAAGCUCCCGUGCCAAAUAAAUCACCUGUAGCUCCCAAAGAGGAGAACCUGAUUUCUACACCUGAUGCACUUGGAAGGCGAACUGGGACUACUAAUGCUAUUACCACUAAUACAGAGCCAGCGGUCAACACUGAGACAAAGGAGAGGCGCAGGUCCUAUCUGACACCAGUAAGAGAUGAGGAGGCUGAGGCUCAGCGUAAGGCAAGGUCUCGUCAUGCGCGACAGUCUCGGAGGUCCACUCAGGGAGUGACUCUUACUGACCUGAAGGAGGCAGAAAAAGUUAUGAAAGGUCAGCAGGACACUAAAGAGACAACCCCAGAGCCAGCGAAGGCCCAAGAGGAAGAGAAUAACAGAGAGAGCCAAAUAAAAGCCAGGACCAGCCGUGGAGCCAGUGAGGAAGGGACGGAGGUCAGCUGGAGGGCUCGCAUUGCCAGUUUGCAAAAAUCUGACCUAUUAGGGCUAACAACUCCAGACCCAGCACCGACCCCAUCAGGAUCCUAUAGACGAACAGGAGGCCAGAGCUUAGAAAGCAAAGAGAUGCAAAAGUCCCAGGAGGACGAGAAAGAGAGUGAUGAGAAAGGUGGGAAAAAUAAUGCAGGGUUGAAGGACAGGAGAAGACCACGAGGCAAGCGGAGAUCUACUGGUGUUCCACUGACCAAUGAAGAUAGUGACGAAGAAGACUCUGAAGAUGAAGAGGAAAACGGUGAAAGCUCACAAACUCAGGUAGACGGACUUGUCUCUCGGGCAGAUAGUCGGUCGAACACAAACACUACAAUCCGUGGAGAGCCAUCUCUAGCGUCUGAGUAUCGGGAUACAAGAGAUUUUAAAAAACUUUAUGUGGAACAAAUGAGGGACAACGGACGCUUACGCUCCCAGCUGCUAAAUACCCAGAACUUGGUUAAUGAGACCAAAGCUGAGCUUGAAAGAGCCCAACAGAGACAGGAGAGAAGCGUUGAUAGAUCCUUUCUGAUUGACACAGAGAAGAAGGAAAAGGUUAUCUUGGAACGCCGGCUGUCUGAGUUGCACGACAAGUUGAAGGUUCUUGGGGACCUUAAGGCUGAUAACCAACGUCUAAAAGAUGAGAAUGGAGCGCUGAUCAGAGUCAUCAGUAAAUUGUCCAAAUAGCAAAGCUGCUACAUUGGGGAUACUUUCUCUCCCACCCGUCACCAGCAUUGGGACCGGCCAGUCGGACAUACAUAGCAUUUUUUGGAGGAUGUGGGAGAAUAGGGGAUGUAUGUAUGAAAUGUAUUUACACUCAGCCACCCCUGAAUUUGUCCAGGAAUAGUCACGUCGGAGAUUUGUUGGCACAUAAAUCUUCACCAGUUCUCUGAUCCGCUUAGUGUGGGAGCAGUGGAGCCCCCCUUGGGAAGUGUUUUCAUGGUGUUUCCAUCUGAAGAUACACAGAGCUUAUGUCUUGGACCACUUGCAACUUAACUUGGAACAUUUAGUCUACCUAUUUCCCUGUAAAUUAUAUUAUUUGUUCCAUACACUGUGAAUUUAUCGGCAGAAACCACCUCUAACAGACUAGACCCCAAAUCUUUUCAUAUGUUUUCAAAGAGGCCGACUCCAUAUUGGAUUGACAAUGUGUUUCACUCCAACCUACCUAAUGUCUGCGGAAGAACCCAAGUGCAAUGGCAGUGCAGAUAAAGAUUACUUUCUGGACAAACCAACGCUAAUAUUGCUUUAUGAUGCUGUUCAUCCCUAUUCCCCUUGGGUCCGGAGGAAUUGUCGGAGUGCAGCUUGAGUUUUGGGAAAGACGGCUGGAUUAUUUGGCGCAAUAUCAAUCAACAGGGACCUCGGAUGUGAGGGGUGGCUGAUGUGUUCUGACAAGCGGGUUCCACCCACAAUAUGUGCACAGAGAGAAAGUCACAGAAGAAACACUGAUUUGUGGGGCAAGCACUGUCUGAUUAACAGGAUUUAAACAUUGGAAAGAAUUUGUAUGCCCAUUAACCCCCCCCCCCCCAUUCCCCCUUUCCAGUUGUUUUCGCAAUGGAUCACACUUUGCUGAAAGAGGCUGCAGGGUAGGGUAGGUAUCACACUGUUGUCCAUUAUUUGAGCACAUUUUAGACACCAUAAAGAGGACGUUUUAUGUCUUCUUGACACUUAUUUUCUGGUCCCCCUGCACCUUCUGCACUGUUUUUUUUUUUUCGUUUUUUUUUUUUUUUGUUCCUAUGGGAGAGAGAUGCUAUUUAUUGUUUGGGAAAAAAAUAUUUCUCCUUAAUUGUGCACCAAUGCUACAACAUCCAGUCCUCUGUCAUGGGGGCACAUUUAAUUAGUGAAGGAAUAGAAGGAAAAAUACUUUUUUUGGCUACUUCGACCAUCGAAUUGGCUCCUUCGACUA